This is a messenger RNA of Dentiscutata heterogama, 969 nucleotides long. Lineage: Eukaryota; Fungi; Glomeromycota; Glomeromycetes; Diversisporales; Gigasporaceae. The record is from the annotation of a GenBank genome assembly.
AUCAAAAGCAUCAUUCCACACAUGAUUCUAAAGAUAUUAAUCGAGAUUCUGAACAAAAGAUUACUUCUAAAAAGUCGAUAACAAAGAAACCGUCAAAAUCAGGCGAUAAUGAAUCAGAUGGUUACGGUACUCAAGAUACUGAUGAUAAGUUGUACGGAAACAUUCGUCGAAAAAAUAUCAAACAGGGUACCAAACCUGGUAAACGAGUUGAAAGACCGAAAAUUAGUGAUUGGGACUAUUCAUCAUCUGAGUCAUCACUAGAAGAUACGAAAAAAUCAUCGUCAACUGUUAGAAAUCCGUCACCUUUUAAAGAUGAAAAAUUGAAUAUAGAUAAUACAGAUAAAAACAAUGACAUUGGGCUACAAUCAAUACAUAAAAAAGAUCAACAAAAGUUAAGUGUAUCAAGUGUAUCUGAAACUAGUAAAAAGGUGCAUAAUAAAUCUAGUGCUUCAAGCGCAUCUGAAACGGCCAAAAAAAUUAAAAGUAGUAGCUAUACCUUCAACAAUCCCACAUUAAAACAUCGUGAAUUAAAGAAUCGAAUUUUUGUCGCUACGCCUUCGGGAUCAAGUACAAAAAUUAAAUCUAGUCGCAGGCAAAAAAACAAUUUGGUCUCAAAUACACAAGGUUCAAAAUCCAAAAACAUAUUAAUAUCUAAUUCAAAAACAUUUAAUGCGCAAGAGACAUCAAGUUCUAUCAGGAAUCAAUAUGUAGAUGAUACAACUAGUGAUAGUACAAAACAAACAAGUGGAUCAAAUUCAAACAGCGAAGGACAAACGGAAGAUUGUGAUUCGUUUUUCAACUCAGAAUGGGUUGAGAGACCGUACCUUACUCCGGAAGAUGGUAUUACUGAUGCAUUUGAUUUAGACAUGAUCAAACUUUAUCUCACUUUACAGCAGAAUAACCAACUGGAUAGUGAUGGUGAACCGAUAGAUUGGGUAGAAAAAGAGGAAUAUACUGUCAGAGUGGGUG